Messenger RNA from Scatophagus argus, 2047 nucleotides. Its product is annotated as endoplasmic reticulum-Golgi intermediate compartment protein 2-like. Gene Ontology annotation, biological process: endoplasmic reticulum to Golgi vesicle-mediated transport; retrograde vesicle-mediated transport, Golgi to endoplasmic reticulum. NCBI's taxonomy places the organism in Eukaryota, Metazoa, Chordata, Actinopteri, Scatophagidae. The coding region runs from base 378 to 1502 and encodes 374 amino acids. The record is from RefSeq and is a predicted model, not a curated record. The transcript is spliced from 13 exons. Gene Ontology annotation, cellular component: COPII-coated ER to Golgi transport vesicle; endoplasmic reticulum; membrane.
AGACAAUGGUGUCAAAGGACACCGUAGCUAGUCCACAAAGCACGAAACUCGCGUUUGAUGAUAUAUCGAUGUAUGACUGGGAAAAUAAGCACUUUAACAGUGGACUGAGCUAAUGGUACAGUGACACCUUUUUCACUUAAACCAGUCGCCCGAAGAUAUGUUUUAGGCGGCUAGCUGUAGCUAACAUUAACGUCAGGCUCGGCCGCUAACAGCAGUUAUGGUCGACGUCAGCACAGAGAGGAAACACACACACACGACCAAACGGUUAGCUACACACGACCGCACCACUAAACAAGCAACGUCAGCUUGCUAAGUCUUCUGCAAAACAUUCACUUUAUGACGGAGUCACCUGAAGCUACAUCAGUGCUGCUCCUAAAAUGAGGAGGCUGACCAAGAAGAAGGCUCUGACUCUGGUGAAGGAGCUCGACGCUUUCCCCAAAGUUCCCGAGAGCUAUGUGGAGUCCACAGCCAGCGGUGGGACAGUGUCUCUGAUAGCGUUCACUCUCAUGGCUGUCCUCGCCUUCCUGGAAUUCUUCGUGUACAGAGACACAUGGAUGAAGUAUGAGUAUGAGGUGGACAAAGACUACAGCAGUAAACUUAGAAUAAACAUUGACAUAACAGUGGCCAUGAGAUGCCAGUACAUCGGCGCAGAUGUCUUGGAUCUGGCAGAGACCAUGGUUGCUUCUGACGGCUUGAAAUAUGAACCAGUCGACUUUGAGCUCUCUCCGCAGCAAAGAUUGUGGCACAUGACGCUUCUGCACAUCCAGGAGCGUCUGAAAGUGGAGCACUCGCUACAGGAUGUACUCUUCAAGGCUGCAAUUAAAGGGGGUCCUCCUGUUCAGCCUCAGAGGGAGGACAGUUCGACCUCCCAUAGCGCCUGCAGGAUACACGGACAUCUGUAUGUCAACAAAGUGGCAGGAAAUUUCCACAUUACUGUUGGCAAGUCCAUCCCACAUCCCCGAGGCCAUGCCCAUUUAGCUGCGCUCGUUAGCCAUGACUCUUUUAACUUUUCUCACCGGAUUGAUCACCUGUCCUUCGGAGAAGUGAUUCCCGGGAUUAUCAGCCCUCUGGACGGCACAGAGAAAGUGUCUGCUGAUCCUAACCACAUGUUUCAGUACUUUAUCACCAUCGUGCCCACCAAACUGAACACCUACAAAGUCUCUGCAGAAACACACCAGUACUCGGUGUCCGAGCAGGACCGAGUGGUAAACCAUGCUUUAGGCAGCCAUGGAGUCUCGGGGAUCUUUAUGAAGUAUGAUAUCAACUCACUGAUGGUCAAAGUCACCGAGCAGCACAUGCCUCUCUGGCAGUUUCUUGUCAGACUCUGUGGCAUCAUCGGAGGCAUUUUCUCCACCACAGGAAUGCUCCAUGGUAUCGUAGGGUUCUUGGUUGAUGUAAUCUGCUGUCGUUUCCAAAUGGGAGUGUACAGACAUCUUAAGGAGGCUCCUCUGAGUGAGCAGGCAAACAGUGAAACUCCGGUUUCUCCACCAAACUACACUUGAUAAUGAGAGUUCUGACAGCUCACCGCCUUGGCCUAACCCCAGCAGACAGCAGCGAGCUACUGGGAAUAUGUUUACAAGUUUCAGAUGUUUUAUUAUGGAAUAUGUCCCUGCUUUGUUCAGAAAUGUGUGGAUAUUUGUGUGAUUUCUGUUUAAAAAUUGUUAAUGGGUGGGUGUAAGAUUCAGACAUCCAUCUGUGAAGGAUUGUAUUCAUUACCUCCACUAAUUAUGUCACUUUCACUGGAGAGCUGGAGGACCGAACAGCAGGUUAAAAACAUUAUUUUUAUCAUUGUCAGUGAACAGAUGGUUUCUGGUGUUUGAGCUCCUAUGGUAUACACACCCACACACACAGAGAGAGCAGGGUUUUCAGUUAUUUUGGCUAGCAGACCUUUUUGUCAGGGUUAUGUGUGCUUGAUAGACAUCAGUCUGACAGAUGAAGUGAAGAAAGGGACGUUUCUUCUGAUUCUUAUGUGUAGUUUGUUGUCCUCCGAACGUUUUGCUCAACUUAAAGCUGAAAAGUUGCCCACAAUAAAGAAAAAUCAAACUUG